Molecule: messenger RNA, 5078 nt
Organism: Mesocricetus auratus (golden hamster)
Lineage: Eukaryota; Metazoa; Chordata; Mammalia; Rodentia; Cricetidae
Product: laminin subunit gamma-3-like
Source: RefSeq, a predicted model, not a curated record
AUGCCGUCGGGUCCGCCUGCAGGGGAGGGCUGCGGGGCCAGUGGAGCCAAGAAGCCAAGCGCUGAACGCCGCAGGCAGGCGCAGAGAGGAUCGGGACACAGCAGCACGGAGCGGGGCGCAGGCAAGGCUGUGUCCAGGGUCCUCUCCUGCCUGGCAAUGGCAGCAUUGGUGGCGCUGGUGUCCCUGGUGGUCCUGAUGAUACUAGAGGCGCAUUGCGCAGCCGGUGCGGGCAUGGGCUCUUGCUACGACGGCGCGGGUCGCGCACAGCGCUGUCUGCCUGAGUUCGAGAACGAGGCGUUCGGCCGACGCGCCGAGGCCUCGCACACAUGUGGACGGCCCCCAGAGGACUUCUGCCCGCACGUUGGGGCUCCAGGCGCCGGGCCACAGUGCCAGCGCUGCGACGAUGCAGACCCCCAGCUCCGCCACGACGCCUCCUACCUCACAGACUUCCACAACCCCGAAGACAGCACUUGGUGGCAGAGCCCGUCCAUGGCCUUCGGGGUGCAGUACCCCACCUCAGUUAACCUUACCCUGCGCCUAGCCUGCAACUGUAGCGGGCACUCCGAGGAGUGCACAUUCGACCGGGAGCUCUUCCGGAGCACGGGCCACGGCGGGCACUGUCAUCACUGCCGUGACCACACAGCCGGGCCACACUGUGAGCGCUGUGAGAGGAACUAUUACAGAUGGGCCUCCAUGACACCAUGCCAGCCCUGUGACUGCCACCCAGCAGGCUCCCUGAGCCUCCAGUGCGACCACUCAGGCGCCUGCACCUGCAAGCCCUCAGUGACGGGUUGGAAGUGUGACCACUGCAGGCCUGGGUUCCACUCCCUCGGUGAGGGCGGCUGCAGGCUGGACAGAUGCACUCCCUUAGUGCUGCCUCGCACUGUCCGCCUCCUCCACAACCGAAGGGCAGGGGCCACUGUACGUCUGCUCUCACUGGAUCCCGAGGUCCAUGAGAACAGGAACCAUGUCUCAGCAGAGAAGUUCCUGGGCGAUCAGAGACUCAGCUACGGACAGCCAGUCAUGCUGACCCUCCAGGUGCCGCCUGGGGGCUCCCCACCUCCUCUGUACCUGAGGCUGGAGGGGGCAGGCUUGGCUCUGUCCCUAAGGCCCUCCAGUCCUCCCAGUCCUCAGGAUACCAAGCAGCCAGGACAGGUUCAGCUCUGGUUCCUCCUACAGGAGACCUCUGAGGAGGCAGAUGCCCCACUGCCUGCCUUCCACUUCCAGCGGCUGCUUGCCAACCUGACUGCCCUGGGCAUCUGGACCAGGGGCCUUGGCCCGGACCACUCUGGCCAAGUGUUCCUGUGUGAAGUCCGGCUUACAUCAGCCCAGCCCCAGAGAGGGCUCGCCCCGCCAGCCUCUUGGGUAGAGAGCUGCUUGUGUCCCCUGGGACACACAGGCCAGUUCUGUGAAUUCUGUGCUCUGGGAUACAAAAGAGAGGUACCGCGUGGGGGUCCCUUCACCAACUGCAUCCCCUGCACCUGUAACCACCAUGGCACCUGUGAUCCCAACACAGGAGUCUGCCUGUGUGGCCACCACACCGAGGGGCCAUCCUGUGAACGCUGCAUGCCAGGUUUCUACGGCAAUGCCUUCUCAGGCCAAGCCGAUGACUGCCAGCCCUGUCCAUGCCCUGGCCAAUCAGCCUGUACAGCCAUCCCAGAGACUGGAGAGGUGGUGUGCACACACUGCCCCCCUGGUCAGAGAGGUGAGUGGCCUGUGCUCUAUCCCCCAGGAGGACCAGCCCUGAUGCCCCGUCCUGCCCUGACUCUAGUGGGUUUGCGUGUGACGGGCAGGAAAGAGCCUGGCCCUAGAUGUAGCAAGCAUGGCUUCUGGGGACAAAGUCUCCUUGUCCAGGGGCCCUGGCACUGUACGCUGUUCCCUGCCGCCAUGCCCCCCGGGGUGGCCUCAUCAACCCUCCUACUUUCUUCUUGCUGCAGCUGUAAAUGCCACCCACUCGGCUCUUUGGAGAACAAGUGUCAUCCCAAGACUGGCCAGUGCCCCUGCCGGCCCGGCGUCACAGGCCGAUCCUGUGAUAGAUGCCAGCUGGGUUUCUUCGGCUUCUCCGUCAAGGGCUGCCGAGACUGUAGGUGCUCUCCACUGGGAGCUGUCUCAUCUCAGUGCCGUGAGAACAGCACAUGUGUGUGCCGGCCCGGCUUCACGGGUUACAAGUGUGACCACUGCCAGGACAACUUCUUCCUCGCGGAAGGCGAUACAGGGUGCCGGGAGUGUCCCGCCUGCUAUGCUCUGGUGAAGGAGGGGGCCACCAAGCUGAAGGCCAGGCUGACGCUGAUGGAAGGGUGGUUGCAGGGGUCCGGAUGUGGCAGCCCCUGGAGACCACUAGACCUUCUGCAGGGAGAAGCCCCGGGGGAUGUCUACCAAGGUCACCACCUACUUCAAGAGACCCGGGAAGCCUUCCUGGAGCAGCUGGUGGGCCUGGAAGGUUCCAUGAAGGCCACGUGGGAGCAGCUGCAGGUGCUGAGAGGGAGUGCCCGCUGUGCCCAGGCUGGGGCUCAGAAGACCUGUGUCCAGCUCACGGAGCUGGGGGAGACACUGCAGUCCUCAGAGGAGGAGGUCCUGCGAGCAGCCUCAGCUCUUUCAUUUCUGGUGAGACUUCCGGAAGGAUCCAGCCCACCCACCAAUUGGAGCCAUCUGGCAUCAGAGGCCCAUGUCCUUGCCAGGAGCCACAGGGACACAGCCACCAAGAUCGAAGCCGCAGCACGAAGGGCUCUGCUUGCCUCCAACACCAGCCACGAGCGCCUGUGGGAUCUGCUGAGAGGGAGGGAGGCCCUGGCGGCCCAGCAGGAACUGGAGGACAGGUACCAGGAGGUGCAGGCAGCGCAGACUACCCUGGGCACAGCUGUGGCAGAGGUGCUGCCCAAAGCUGAGAGGGCGCUGACCACUGUAAAGCAAGUCAUUGGUGAUGCUGCCCCACGUCUGUUGUCGCUGGGCACCCCUGGAGCAAUGCCUCAGAACUCCCAAGCCAGAAAUCUGGACAGGAAAGUGAAGGCCCUGGAGCAGAGGCUGGCUCGGAAGGAGCGCCAGGCAGUCCAGGCUGUAGGAGCCCUGCAGGUGGAGGCUGGGGCAGCCCUGAAGAAGAUGGAGCCCUUCACGCAGCUACGCAACAAGACCGAAGCUUCCCUGACACAAGCUUUGUCAGCUGUCCAAGCUGCCACGCUGACCGUCGUAGGAGCCAAGACUCUGCUCGCUGACCUCGAGGGAAUGAAGCAGAGGUUUCCCCUGCCCAAGGAGCAGGCAGUGCUGAGAAGGAGAACAGGCAGCAUCAGGGCCAGGUUCCUGGAGGACUCGAAGAGGAAGACCAGGCAGGCAGAGAGGAUGCUGGGAAAUGCUGCAGCUCUCUCCUCCAGCGCCAAGAAGAAAAGCAAAGAAGCAGAACUGAUGUCCAAGGACAACGUCAAGUUGGCCAGAGCUUUGCUGAGGGAGGGGAAGCAGAGCCACCGUCGUGCCAGGGGACUCGCCAGCCAGACCCAGGCCACACUCCGCCAGGUUUCUCGGCUACUAUUAACCUCAGAAGCUCGCAAACAGGACCUGGAGGAGGCUAAGCAGGUGGCCUCUGGGCUGAGCAUGAUGGAGCGCCAGAUUCAAGACUCUCGAGGGUCUUUGGUGAAGGACAUCAAGGUCCUGUCAGAGCUGCUCACCAAGCUGGGGUCCCUGGAUACCCACCAGGCUCCUUCUCAGAUCCUGAACGAGACCCAAAGGGCACUAGAAAGCCUGAGGCUGCAACUGGGUUCACAUGGAACCCUGCAUCGCAAGCUGAGGCAGUUGGAGCAAGAGUCUGCACGGCAGGAGCUGCAGAUCCAGAGCUUUGAGAACGACCUUGCUGAGAUCCGCGCUGACAAGCACAACUUGGAGACCAUUCUGAGCAGCCUGCCAGAGCAGUGUGCCAGCUAGCCCCUGGCAUGCCCUCCCCACCUUGCUGUCUCCUGCCCGCUCCCCAUAGGUGUCCCAGGUCUGCCUGCUGUGAGUUCAUGUGAACGGCCACACUCGCUAACUGGUGUGUCCAGACCCUCUUCCGUGUGAGCAGCAGGAGUGAAUCCGUGUUCAUAACUCCACAGGUGGCACUGUGUGCAGACCUACGUGUGUGCUCCCUGGAUAUGCAUCAGCACAUGCGUCCCCAGUGUCAGUAAGAUGCUGCAUUCAUUCGUGUGUGUGUGUGUGUGUGUGUGUGUGUGUUGCACUUGUGUGUGCAGAACCAUCUGUGCAUGCAUACAUAUGACAGUACAGAGCUGUCAAGAGGCAGCCAUGAGCUUGCAUCCUGCAUGAAUCCCAUUAUGGGAAAUUCCCUGACAUAUCUACAACCCUCCCUUCAGAGAGCAGAGCUCAAACAGGGGUGGCACCUCCAAAGCUGAGAGGUUAUCCACAGAGAUCUUGAGAAGGCAAAUCCCAUGCCCGUGGUCACGGCGCUGGCCAUGGGUCUACUAUGCCCCCACAUCACCCACUGGUCACCCAGCAGCUCUAAGAACUAAGGUGCCAGGCAGAUCAAGAAAUGCCAAGACUAACAGGAUUCUCAGAAGUGACAUCCAGGGCCAUCGUGUGGCCUGAAAGGCCCACAGGGCAAGACACAGAUGUCAUGGUCUUUUGUGGACUCUUCUUCCCAUGGGUCUGGAUCUGCAGCCUACUCACUGAAGGAAGUCUCUACCCAGACCCAUGCCCCUCCAUCUCCUGAUCUACCUGAAGAACCAGGCUCUUCAGGGUCUGGGUCAUGAGUCCUCAAGUAGUCACUAGGAACAGCCCUUUGUGCUCUGCUGACCUGGUUAGCCUUUGAUUGGCACUUCUCAAACCGGUGCUGUGGCUCCACCUGCCAUGAAGGAUGCCACAGGGGUGUGGAAGCCUGGCUGUCAUUCUAGGCCUGCUGCCCAUGGCUGCCUCUGCCCAGGAAUCCAUGGCAUUUCUUCCUGAUGUCCCCCCUCUUUUUCUGGGCCUUCUUGUAGAACACAACAGGGUCUAAGCUCUAGGGUAACAGCCGCCUUUACAAGCCCUGUCCCUUCCCCAGGUCCCAGAGGAACUGAUGGUGAUGUGGACUGAUUCUGAUUAUGAGGAAAUAAAGGACCCUUUUCUGA